Messenger RNA from Cariama cristata (Red-legged seriema), 1182 nucleotides. It is a transcript of the gene USP18, whose product is annotated as ubiquitin specific peptidase 18. The annotation marks the transcript as partial. NCBI's taxonomy places the organism in Eukaryota, Metazoa, Chordata, Aves, Cariamiformes, Cariamidae. The record is from RefSeq and is a predicted model, not a curated record. Gene Ontology annotation, molecular function: cysteine-type endopeptidase activity; cysteine-type deubiquitinase activity. The transcript is spliced from 10 exons. Gene Ontology annotation, biological process: protein deubiquitination. Gene Ontology annotation, cellular component: cytosol; nucleus.
UUGGUGGGACAAAGAAGUGGACGUCAAGAAAGAAGCAAAAAACUAGAGCUGGCACUACACGAGACCAUGAAGGCAGAAGCAGAAGUACAAAACAAUAAAGAGGAAGCCAAAAAGCCGAAGGUCAAAGACCAGAAGCUAACAUCAGUCUUUGGUGUGGCAGACUUAAAAAAUGGAGCUGUUGGACUGUACAAUGUUGGACAGAGCUGCUGCCUGAACUCUCUGCUCCAGAUGUUCUUCAUGAACAUACACUUCACAGGCAUACUUCGAAGGAUCACAGUGCCACCAUGUGAUGUGCAGAAGAGGAGGAAUGUCCCAUACCAAAUGCUCCUGUUGCUGGAGGAGAUGCAGUGUGGCAAGCAGAAAGCUGUUUCUCCCACAGCCCUUGCAUGCUGUCUUUCAGUAUACAGAGUGAAAUUGUUUGUGCAGCAUGAUGCUGCCCAGCUCUUUCUGACUCUCUGGAACUUGAUAAAGAGGCAGAUGAAAAAGCCAGAGCUGGUUGAAGAGCUGAGUGAUUUGUACACUAUCUGUGUACAGGAGCACUUGGCCUGUCAGAGAUGUUCUUCUGAAACGAUGAGGAACAGCACCAUGUUAACCCUUCCACUCCCACUGUUGGAUUCCCAUUCUCGCAUGCUGAAGACUCUGGAGGACUGUCUGCAAUGCUUUUUCGACCCAGAAGAGCUGACCGAUCACAACAUGUGUUUCUGUGAACAGUGUGGAAGGAAAACACCUUUUCUGCAGAGCAUGAAGCUAGUCCAUCUGCCACAGACUCUGACCAUACACCUCAAGCGCUUCCGCUUUGAAAAAUCAGCCUACAUUCACAAGCUUAGUCACUAUCUGCCAUUCCCACAAGACCUUGAUUUCAAUGCAAUCUUGACAGAAAAUCAGUGCCAAGCACAUGACGAUGAAAAGGCUGCCUGGCAGUAUGAACUUUUUGCUGUUGUUGCUCAUUCAGGAUCAACUAGUUGUGGACACUACUGUGCCUAUAUUCGAAGUCUCACAGAAUGUAAAUGGUACUGCUUCAACGAUUCUGAGGUUUGCCAGGUAUCAUGGGAUGAUGUUAAAUGCACCUAUGGACAUUCCAACCUCCACUGGGGAGAAACAGCCUAUCUCUUGAUUUACAUGAAAAAACAUCCUCAGUAGCCUUACCCAGGAGUAUCAGAAUGUCUUGGGAAGCUGUGCAUU